Molecule: messenger RNA, 4125 nt
Organism: Oncorhynchus nerka (sockeye salmon)
Lineage: Eukaryota; Metazoa; Chordata; Actinopteri; Salmoniformes; Salmonidae
Product: collagen alpha-1(I) chain-like
Exons: 17
Coding region: 1037-2212 (391 amino acids)
Biological process (GO): extracellular matrix organization
Cellular component (GO): collagen type IX trimer
Molecular function (GO): extracellular matrix structural constituent conferring tensile strength
Source: RefSeq, a predicted model, not a curated record
GAAAGAGGGGGUUCACUGGGUCUCCAGGAGGUAAAGGCAGAUCUGGGCCUGCUGGUGCCCCUGGAGAGAAAGGUGGUAAAGGAAUAGAAGGGCCAAAGGGAUUGCAUGGCAGCCCAGGAAAGAGGGGAGGCAGGGGAGUUAGAGGCAAACCAGUGAGUUUAAUCAGUUCUUUCUUUCAAUGCUUGCUCUACACUCUACCAAACCCUCUCGCCACAAUCGGGGUUGGGUAGGUUACUUUCUAAAUGUAAUCUCUUAAAGUUACUAGCUACCUGUCAAAUUGUAAUCAGUAAUGGAGUUUGGAUGACCCAAACUCAGUAAUGCACUCUGAUUACUUUCAGUUCCUUUUGGAUUACUUUCCCCUUUAAGGAAUUAGAAGAAGACAAAAGGGAUCCAUCAAACGCAUUUGGUGUGUCAUCAUAGCAGUCUCUGACUUAUUUUCAGACUUGCUCAGGUGGAACAAACUUAAACUUGCCUCUUUUUCAGUGCUGAGUUGAAUGUCCUUGAGGAAACAGAAAGGUGUCAUAAUGUUUUUUUUUUUACAAACAUCCUUUGUGAAUUUAACAUGUAAUCCAAGAAGUUUUUAAUUUGAUUACAUUAUUUUAGCUGGUAAUGUAAAUGAUUACAUCUACAGUUUUUUGCAAUCAGAUUACAUGUAAUCUGUUACUCCCCAACCGUGCCCACAAUGAUUUCCCCCACAAUGUAUUGAAGCGAAGAGUCAAUAGUACAAUUUUAACUUUUCUUCUGUGCCACAUUUUCCUCCUCUUGCUUAUAGGGAGAAGAAGGCCCAUUGGGACCGGAUGGACCAGUUGGAAGAUCUGGAAAGCCAGCAAGUAUCCCUAUAGGGCACGAUCCUAUCACAGAAAAUACAAUAUAAUGUGUUGAUGUUGUUGAUCCUAUUGAGGUGUUUGUUACAUUGUCUUUUCUAUCUCAGGGACUUGCUGGUUUGGAUGGAUUGCUGGGGGUCGAAGGAAAUGAAGGAGAUAAUGGUGAUAUUGGUUACAGAGGAACCCCUGGGAGGCCUGGUCUACCAGGGAAGAUGGGUCAAAGUGGACAACCUGGAUUGAGUGGUGGUCACGGAGCACCAGGGUCAAAGGGUAAUCUUGGAUCAAAAGGAAAACGAGGACCUGCAGGGCCAAUGGGGCCAAGGGGUAUGCCAGGGUUUGGAGGAGCAAAGGGGAAGUUUGGCCAGCAUGGAUCAAAGGGUCAGGCAGGCGGCAGAGGCCUGCAGGGACAUAUUGGACCACGAGGAAUCAAAGGGAAUCCAGGACUGCCGGGGAAUAAAGGGCAGCUAGGCCCAAAAGGCAUACAGGGAGACAUUGGUCCUCGUGGUCCACCUGGGAAAAAGGGCUUCCCUGGUCUACCUGGUCUCUUUGGAAAUAGGGGAAUGAAGGGGAUACAAGGAAUGCCUGGAGUUAAGGGACUGAAAGGUGUGCGUGGACAACCAGGAAAACCAGGUCCUCCUGGCCGUCCAAGAAACAGGCGACCUGGAGCCCUUGGUAAAAGAAGAGGAUCCAAAAAACAAACUCGGGCCAUGAUCAGGAGAACGCUUACCUCACUGCCUGACCAGAACCCAAGCAGCUCCAUCAGCUGGCCUCAGGGCAGCAAAGACAGCCCUGCAACCACCUGCCACGAGCUGGGGCUGAUUCGUCCACACCUGCAGGAUGGACACUUCUACGUGGACCCUAACCAGGGCUGCCCGUUUGAUGCCGUGCAAGUCUUCUGUAACUUCACUGCAGGAGGGAUGACCUGUAUACCUCCUGUCCAGUCACAGAUAAUAGGAAAUUGGGAACCAGAAAAAAACAUGUCAAAAAAGUAUAUCCAGUGGUUUAGCCAGCUUGAUGGUGGCUAUAAGUCGGAGUAUGCUGGUCUUGAUGUGGUCCAGCUCCGAUUUCUACGGUUACACAGCCACUCUGCCUCUCAGCACCUGACCAUCGCCUGCCCGUUUAACCACAAUAGUAGAGAAAUCAGGAAAAAUGCAACAAGCAGGGUUCUUCACUUUCUGGGUGACUCUGGUGGGGAGAUUGGUUCAAGCUAUAUGACAGUAUCGAAGAAUGGUUGUGAAGUGGAGGUGGAGGUACGAGUGAGGGGAAGCACAGAGAUCCACAGAGGGGACAUGGAGCUGCUGCCCCUCAGGGAUGUUCGUAUGGAGGGAAGGGGAGACCACUGGGACACAGACCUCAGAGCUGUCCUGGGACCUUUGUGCUUUUUGUAGCCUCAGCUUAUCCAUAGAGAAGCAGCACGCUCUGACCAGUGUAUGGGUCAAGAACAUUUGGGUGCAAUUCCUCUUCAGGACAAAAGAAAGAGAUAUCAUCAUGUUGUGUGAUCGCUGUAGCAUUUGUGUAAUUGUGAUAAAAACUAGAGCUAUAUAAUAAAAUGUAGUUUUAGAGUUAUUUGUUAAUCUUAUCAUGUGUCUUUUAUAAAGAAAAAUAUAAAGCUGUUGUGUUUAUCUCCCGCAUUUCUAUUUUUUUUAAUGAUUGAUUUUUCUUAGUGAUGUACUGUGUAUAUAUAUGCUUCAGAUUAGAUUCAUGUGGAUGUUGUAUUUAAUUGUUAAGCUUUUGUAAGUAUGUCUUUGCUAUUAUUUGACGUCUUGUUUUUUAUUCCUGUCGACUAAUACCUGAAGUCUUGAUGAACACCAAUAUCUGGAUGGUCUAAACUUCAAAUUGUUAUAAAUUGAAAUGUUACUUCAGUUUACUUUACAAUAACUUGAGCACACAUUUUAUGGUUUAUACCUCAAAUGCAGUAGACAGUAGUACACCCUGUUGUCACAAAUGGAAUUAACCGAAAUAUGUGCAAUGAAUUAUAUAAAUGGUUUCCGUAAGAUGAUGGAAAACUGUUGUAGUAGGCUGCUGUAUUUAUUACAGAACAUAAUUUGCAGGACAAUACACCCAUGCUGGGUAAAACUGUUGUUCAUACAGACAGUGUGCAGUAGGUUACACAUUCAUACAUUGAGGACUUAUGUGUAGGAAUGUGUUCUCUCUUGUGGUGUCACUUCCCCAUUACUCAUCCUCUCCUACCAUGCUUUUAGACCAGGGGUACUCAACUACUAUUUGAGAAGGUCCGGUCACACACAUUUCCUAGGCUGCAGUUUUUAAACUAAUUUCCUGCAAUUCUACACAUUAUGCCUCCUGUGUUCAUAUGAUACCUGAGUGAGUCAACAAAAUCAAUGUGGUCCCCCUGGGGGUCAAGGACCCCAUGGGCACAAUCUGGCCAUGAUAACUACAAGGUUUAAAUAGCUGAUUAGCCUAAUUUACCUAACAUGGGCUAGUAGUUGAUCAACUGGACAUUUCUGACAGGUUAUAUACUGUAGUUUACAAAGACUGUUGUUUAACAUUCUGUUAUCAAUGUUCUCUCUCACAAUUCUCCAUGGUCAACAUAACUUUGGUGACAUUUUGCCUAAAGCUAUGGAAGACAGUAUCAGUGUGUCUUCUGACUGAGGUUUCUUACAUGGACAGCUUGGCACGGAAAAUAAAAUGUAAUUUCCCAAAUUGCUCGAAAGCCAUGUAGACAGAUUUAAUUCACCAUGCUAUAGCACAUGUUUACCAUUAUACCAGCGUGGUCUCAUAGAUUAAACGUAAUAUAGUAAACGUAAAUCCAGGAAACUGACAUCAGUAUUAUAUGUUACAUUUGGUAUGGUUACAUAAGACAGAAGCUUACGUAAGGCAAAAAUGAUAUAUAACGCAAACGUUUAGCAUCCCAAAGGUUGCAUGUUCGAAUCUCGUCAUGGACAACUUUAGCAUUUUAGUAUGGUGGGGAUGACAGUGCCCUGCGCUGCCGCAGCACUUUACCUAAAAUGCCCACCAUUUCAAACCUGGAUGGUAUGGGUGGAGAGGGCAGCAAUGGAGAGAUCCACAGUAAUGGUGCGAGAAUAGAGCUUGAUUAACAGGUGUCAGAGCUAAAUGCAACACAGGUGGUUGAACAGUUGGAAAGUGUUUAUGCUUAUGAGUAAGAAUGAUCUAUGUGGGGUGACAUUAUCAGGAUAUAGAUGGUGCAAUUCUUAGGUCAUGGGUUGAGCUUUCAAAGGUCAUUGUUUUAUUUCCACAUAGUCAAUGGUCAAACCUGUUUGAAUUCUGAAUGCAUUUUUCAAUGAAUGUAUACCUAACUAUCAAUGGGCAUAAAAACAGUGGA